UGUGAGCUGAUUCGUUCGCUACCGACACAUCACGACUGGAGCAGUCCCAGAAAACAUGGCGACGAUGAGACGAAGCAGGAAUAACAUUUGCGUCCUCUCCCUGCUCAUUUAUCUCCAGCUCUUGAUCGGCGGAUGCCUGUCGGCUCCGACGAAUGCCACCUCGGAAGGUGAACCUGCAAAGACCGCAAACGGGCCUCAAAGUCCUCCCCUUGCCAGCGGCAAAGACGGCACGCAAACAGAACCUUUGGCAGCUCAAGUGGACACCACAUCUUCAACCGAUGUGAAGAAUCCAGCAGAACCCAGCAGCAAUGCCUCGGCACCAGUCAAGAUCCGGCAACCCGAAAUCAACCAAACGGUGUCCAGUCAACCCAAGAUGCCAAAAGAGGAUGGAAACGCUCCGGUCGUCAUCGGCUCCCCUGUGAGUGACCCGAAGCAAAUGUCUGAAGGACCUGAGCGUGCAGGAUUACAGGAGACCAACACUAAAACGUCCGACAUCGUGGCUACAACAGACAAACCUGCCGCUUCUAAAACCACCACCACCUCCUCUGUCAAAACCCCCCAACCGACCAAACCUGCAGUGGAGGAGACCACCGCCUUGGACUCUAAAUCCUUAGAUACUCAGAACCCAACCGCCGUUCUGCAGGACCUUGAAUUAGAACUGCUGCAGCCCGCUGGCAAAGACGUCACAGAUCAAUACAGAGAAGAUGACGACGACGACGACGACGACGACCAGGACAACUACACCGACAGCGAAGACCUGGAGACAGAGUACGGCCUGGAAGCCAACGACGACAACGCCAAAGACCAGACGGUGAUCCGAGUGGAAGCACCGUACAGGAAGGAAGACACUAGCUACAAGGGGCCCGCCCUCUACAACACAGACGAUGAGGACUCGCACUUCUUCUUUCAUCUGGUCAUCCUGGCCUUCCUGGUGGCCAUCAUUUACAUCACCUACCACAACAAGAGGAAGAUCUUCUUGCUGGCUCAGAGCCGCCGCUGGAAGGAGAGUCUUUGUUCCCGCAACACGGUGGAAUACCACCGCCUAGACCAGAACGUCAACGAGGCCAUGCCGUCCCUCAAGAUGACCCGCGACUACAUCUUUUGAACCAUAAGCCCCUCUGUGCCCCCACACCGCCCCCUCGCGUCCACCCUUCCUGGCGUUGUUGGGCAUCCAUGUUUGUUUUCCCUGCGCUAGCAUACAGAUAUUUUUGAUGCUUCAUUUUAUGCUUUCUCUUGUUUUCUAAAAGUCUGAAUUUCUUAGGUUUGGGGGGGGUCUCCUUUUAUUCCCCCCCCCCUUCUCUUUUUAGAUUAGAAACAUUCCUCUGAUCAGCCAACAAAUGACACUUUGAUCUUGAGUGUGUAAUAAUAGUAGAAGUAAUGUUUAUGCAAACUUAAAGAGGAGAAGCAGUGCAGUGGAUAAAAGCAACAUGAUCAAUAAGUUGAUAAUGAUAAGUUGAUUGAAACAUGAUGCUGCUACGUGCCCCCUACUGGCCACAUGCUGCCAUGCAGGUCUCCUGGCCGCUCCUCUUUGCUUUAUGACUUCGGUGAAGUCCCUGUCAAUCAUCCACGCCGCCCCCAACUCACAAAAUCUUCACACAGUGUGUGUGUGUGUGUGUGUGUGCGCGCGCGUGUGUGUGUUGCCUGCUCUGGAGCCUCACAUUAAAAAUAUCUACUUUUUUGUUGCCUUA
Molecule: messenger RNA, 1688 nt
Organism: Dunckerocampus dactyliophorus (ringed pipefish)
Lineage: Eukaryota; Metazoa; Chordata; Actinopteri; Syngnathiformes; Syngnathidae
Gene: c16h5orf15
Product: chromosome 16 C5orf15 homolog
Exons: 3
Coding region: 56-1105 (349 amino acids)
Source: RefSeq, a predicted model, not a curated record